AUGGGUGUACUGUACUCCAAGCCAAAGGGGGACGACAUGGGAGACGGCAUGCCAACCCAGAAUAUACACGACGAUCUCUCCCAAGCUCUAAGCCCUGCCAAUCCUCCUCCCCAUCCUAUAACAGGCGAUAUCCUCCCCCUCGUCCUCGCUCACCUCGGACACGGCGAUCUCGCGCGAUGCCUCCGGGUCAAUCAUCAAUUCUUCGGUUGCGCCGGCCGUUUGCUGUACAAGGUCAUCGAAUUUCACCUCUCUACCUCGGAACAGCCGAGUUAUGCUCCAAAGCUCUUCACAGGCAUACGUGCCAAUCGGUCUCGGUACGAAGCGCUGAAAGCCUACCUUGGCGGCGGUAUGGCAGUCCCAUCCUCCACCAAAAUGGAGCUGUUGUCGUUCACCCAAGACCUCCAGUACGCCGUCCACCCCCUUACCGACUGCAUAUUUCACCCUGUGACGGAUCUCCUACCCUCUCUUGUCUACCUCAACAUCUUCUUUUCUAAUUCCCGUCCUAUUCAGGGCGCCACCUGCGAAUGGUCCUGCCCCAUCCUCGACUCGAUCGCUCCAACGCACAUCCGCAUCGUGGACGGCCGUCUCGUCCGCCAUCUCGAGCCCCACAUACCUCUCGGUAGCCUCUUCUAUUCCUCUAUCCAAGAAAUUAUCAUGUACGUCGAGACGACGACUAUCAACGGAUCGGACGCCGACCGGAGAUUCUCUCCAUCGAGUGGCCAGCGUCUAUGGCGCGUCUCACGCUCGUCCUCAACCGUCAAGUGGCGUCCUCUUUCCAACGUCCUCCCGGUACUCGCAAUGACCGAGAAGGAAUCGGACGGAACCGCGGAAUUUACCUACUCGGUGGUCCACCAUCUCCUCGCCGCCGAGUGGGUCGGCGCCAAGAUGACGGUCUACGUCUUCCAGGGCCUCGUAGGGUUCGUCGUCGGUCCGGACGAUGAGGGAGGCAGGGAUCCAUGCGAUGCUAAGGGGGAAAUAUUCAGGCGGGAGAUUUUCGGCGGGUGCCGGGAAGGGCUAAGGAACCCGUUUGAAAAGGCGCGAAUGAUGCUCGAGCUGGUACUUCGUCAAGGCCUGAAUCCAGUCGUCAAGGGGCGAGCCUUUGGAUAG
Dioszegia hungarica is the source of this 1107-nucleotide messenger RNA. RefSeq lists its product as uncharacterized. Lineage: Eukaryota; Fungi; Basidiomycota; Tremellomycetes; Tremellales; Bulleribasidiaceae. The record is from RefSeq and is a predicted model, not a curated record. Bases 1 to 1107 code for a protein of 368 amino acids. The transcript has 3 exons.